AUGCCCCCUCGAGUGGCAGCCCGAGAAGAGGGCGGCGGCGGCGGCCUUACAGUAGGCUGGGUCCUCGCCAUCGCCAUUGCAGGCGGAGCCCUCCUUUUCGUAUCUCUCGCCUUCAUCCUCGUCACGCUCACGGACCGACGCAACCAACGCGCUCGCCUGGCGACCGAGUCAGAAGCCCGCCUGCAGCAGGACGACGACGUUUCCACUGAGACGGAAACGCAAACCAAGGACGGCUCUUUUCGCCCGCCCCGACAGCGCCGCCGCCUGACGAAAUCGCCACAGGUCUCGCCGCGCAAGACGGCGAGGCGGUCUCUGCCACACAUCCUCCCUGCCAUCAAACACAGCGGCAGCCUCAACAUCUUCGGGUCGCCGGCGGGCCGUAAGAGGAAGAACUCGUGCAACUCUUGGAUCGACGAGGACGCCAUCCACGGGCCCAAGGUCGUCAAGGCGAAGCGAGAGUCCAAAGGGUUCAGUCUCCGGGAGAGCUGGCUCAUCAUGCGAACGCCCACGCUGCCCAACCUCCUCGGCUACCGUGACGAACCGGAAACGGCCAUCUUCUAUCAGCACCAGAAUUACCCCCUCGUCCAGCAGCCGCGGCCUGCCGCGCUCAGCCCGCAGAAGCAACGUCCGGACGCCAAGAAACCCACGUCAAGACUGCCCCUUGUCAGGACGCCGUCAUAUGAGAUGGCCGAGAAGCGAGCCGCCGCCUUGAGGGCAGGCUUUCAGAAGAAGCAGCAGCAAUCUCAGGACGAGAAGGAGCAGGAACCGGUCAAUCCCCAGAGCGUUCCUAACGGUCCCCGUCCCCCGCCCAAGGCCAAGCUCAGGCAGGUCAACACAGAGUCCGACCUCCAGACCAUCCUCCGUAACACGGCCCAGCGCCUCAACGAUGGUAGCCCGAGCCCGAUCCGUAAUGACCCGCGCCUCAAUGGUAACAGCACCACCGGCCCGAACAGGGCCACUCGCCACGUUCGCACGCCGGCUUCGCGCGGCUCGCCCGUCAAAUCCGGCACAGCCUGGAACGAGAGGCGCAGCGUCGCCGGCGAGUAUCGUAGCACGGAAAUUGUACCCGAGCAGCAGACCCCCAGCCCGAAGAAGAGGAUGGCACAGCCGAUGACACCUCAGAGCGCCCCUGCCGCCAUGAACCCCCGUACCAGUACCAUCGCGUAUGGCCAGUCGCAGCAGACGGCCGCCCAGCCUGAUGUGUAUACGCCAACGCACAGGCGCAAGCAAUCGACGUGCUCCAUGGCGUCUGACCAGGACAGUCUGUACGGCGAGACAACGCCCGAACAAGACGCUGUCAUGCCUGCAGGUUUGUCAAGCCCCGACCGCCGGGAAAGCCAGACGUCAAUUGGUGCCAUGAUCGCCGAGACUUCACAGCAGAAGUCCCAGCAGCACAAGCGCAGCGUGUCGAUCCCGUCCAUGACGAGCUCCGUGUCAUCGGCUCUGUCGACCCUCUACAGCGAGGAGGAAGAUGAUGAGACGCAGACAGGCGAGAAGAUCCCCUGGGCGCACCCAGUUGAUCCCAACCAGCAGCGUGGCAGCUUCAAGCCCAGGCGAAUUCAGCACUCACCAAAGAUGAGCGACCCGUUCCUCGUCCCGCCGCCGGCGCCUCAGGUGCCAGAGAGGUCUCCGCGUCGUCUUUCAGCCAGCGGCGAGGCCCAACAACCGCAGAUGCCCGAAACCCGAUCCUACCAAGACCACAGCCGGGCUCUGGGCCAGAUUUCAGGAAAUCGCCGCGCGAGCAAUAGCUCGCUCAUCAUGGCGCCUCUCAACGCGGCCCAGGAUGGUCAAUUGUCCAACAGAGAUGAGCUCCGCCUUUCCAUCAUGAUGGAGCCAUCUGCCCAGAAGCAGGGCCAGUCGUCGGUUCGCCCCAAGAGCGUCGUCACCAUGAAGCCCAAGUUUUUCGCCACGAGCAACAGCGCCACGAGCAUGAUGGCCAGCCCCUCCACCCCCGAAGAGGACCGCAAGGGCCACCGCCGCCGUCGCUCUGUUGUCAUACCGCCACCCCUGAACCUGCGCCCUAUCCAGGGCUCGCCCCACGAGAAAGAUGCUGCGGAAGCCGAUGACCUUGAACUCCCGACUCACAACCUCCAUACCCGCCGCUCCAUCAUCGCUGCCGGCGGGAUCCCCACCGAGAUACCCUCCAGCCCUGUAAUCGCCCGCCCCUUGCCGGACCCAACCCUCCUUUCCAAGACCCCCUCUCCCACUCGCCGCCGCUCCCAGUCUACGACACCGUCGCGCGGCCCCUCCAAUGCCUCCUCAACGUACUCGAACCCUGGCCCGACCAUGAGCCCGACUCUCAUCCUCCGCCCUCAAAACUCCAUCAACCGCGGCUCCCCAACCCACAUUUCUCCGCUCGGCGCCUCGAUCGUUCAGCUUCGUCGUAUGAACUCCCAAGUGAGCGCCUACAGCGUCGCCUCGUCUGCUGCCACCGCCGCUGACGAUGUGGCCGACCUCCGCGGCGGCGGCUUCAGCCCAGAGCGCAGCAAUUCACGCGCCGGUCGCGCGGGACGUCAAAACUACCUGUCCAUGGGUACGCCGAGCCCCAAGUCCCGCAACGGCAUCCGCUCAAACCGCAACUCCGUCAAGGGGCGACCGGCAUCUGUCGCACCCAAGAUGAACUCUCUUGAGGAGAAGGAAAACGGCGAAUCGACGGUGCCUGUUCUGACGAGGGGCGGCCUCAAGGGAAGCCUUCGCACGGCAGAGAGCCCGAAGCGCAGGCUGAGCGUCCGCUUCGCCGAGGUUAAGGAGCCGAUCUUUGUGGACGCGCUGGAGAUGCCGGAAGACGAUGCUGAGGAGGUCAGCCGCGGACGGGAGAGGACCAGGACGCCGACAAGAAAUCGCGCCAGCGCAGACAGCCUGGGUUUGUACGACAAGGACGGAUUUCUGAUGAGCUCGCCCGAGAGGUUUCCAUCGUCGGUAGCCGAGGGACGACAGGGAGGUGCCCUCAGGAUCUAA
Molecule: messenger RNA, 2958 nt
Organism: Verticillium dahliae VdLs.17
Lineage: Eukaryota; Fungi; Ascomycota; Sordariomycetes; Glomerellales; Plectosphaerellaceae
Exons: 1
Coding region: 1-2958 (985 amino acids)
Source: RefSeq, a predicted model, not a curated record